Molecule: messenger RNA, 5813 nt
Organism: Danaus plexippus (monarch butterfly)
Lineage: Eukaryota; Metazoa; Arthropoda; Insecta; Lepidoptera; Nymphalidae
Exons: 9
Coding region: 1108-2088 (326 amino acids)
Source: RefSeq, a predicted model, not a curated record
CCGGCAGUCGAGGCUGAGGCGGCGCGGCGCGAGCAUCGGGCAAACAGCGCCCGCGCGCGCCCGAAGGCCCAGUGAAACUUGUACACCGCGAUCGAAAUAUUACAAAAUUUAAUCAGAGGUUUAUAUUCCAUUAAAUUAUUACCUAAUUCGGUCUGUGCUUAGUGUUUUAUGGGGGAAUUAUUUCGGUUGGCUAAUUGACGGAUUAUGGGUUUGGCAAUAGCUGUCCCCAUAGCGGGCAAGUUUGUCGUCCGACCACAUAAAUUCGUACUUUCUCUAAUAAAAGUGUUACUGUGGAAGUGGAAAGUGGAGAGUGGAUAUGGAAAUUUAUAUGGAUAUGGGAUGCAUUUUUCUAAAAAUGUGUAGGGCAAGGAUAGAGGCACAGAUGAGGAGCGGAGCGGCGGCGCGCUGGUGCUCCGCUCUCGGCCGCUAGAUGUGCGCGGGCUGAGCCGCGGUGCAUGUACGCGGCGGCGGGCGGCGCGUCGCUCGCGGGCCGAAAGCGUGCUUGUAUGGACGUUAGUGACAUGUGCUAUAUGGCAGUGUUGGUUAUCCAAGUGACAAAAGUAGGCCGGCCAUGAAACAGAGACAUCUGUCGGAGAGUGUUCGGUGGCAGGUGUUGAAGAAUCAGAGACUGCGACUCGACGUGCGGAACGAGACUUGAGUGCGUCGCAAUAAAAUAAACAUAAUAAUAACGGACAUUAGACACACUGAACGUGUAACGCCAAAUUGCGCUUGCUUCCAAUACCGUUCUCACAUUAAACAUAUCGUAAGACUACAAAACAAUUUACUAUAAUAUAUUUAAUAUAAUAGUUUCGCGCCUUUUCACGUGCCUAUCUUAAACCAAUUCUAAAACAUCUCUAGUGAGAUUUAACAAUCUUUAGUACUGUGAUGAGAUUUGAUUGAAAGUGAUAUCGGUGUUUAUUGCAUAUUUCUCUUUCUGCUGUUUUAAAUAUUAGAAUAGGUUCGCUAGAUUAGUUUUCCAAUAUUGCUCGAAUUACCAUAAAAGGUCACAAAAACAACAGCGCUUUUUAACCAAAAACGAGUGUCUUAGCGGUAGGGCUAAGAUUAAUUUUCCCCCCGCGGUUCGUAACGGCCUCAAAGCUGGCAAGCAUGCAGGCAGCUCUUAUGCUAAGAGCCAAAUCGCGGGAGAGAAGAAAACAACGACUGAAACGUGGAAUAAAGAGUGAACUACCAAGCAAUGUGGCGACGAAACCGAUCGCACCAUUCCCAAGAUACCCGCCCGCUUCAUGGUGCGCGGCCGGUCGCGCGGCGUGGCAGGAGGCGGCAGCGCUGUCUGUGGGCGGCGGCGGGCUGGGAGCUGGUGGGGCCGCGCGCCGCUGCUCCGUGCUCGGCGAUCACCCCGGCGCCAGGAGAGACCAGCGCGGCAAGUGGCACCGCACCAAUCGGGUCCGCGAUGCGUCCUACGGUUCAUCAUCAGACUCGGACGAGGGGGAGGGAGCGCCCGGCGAGCCGUGGGGCGUCGCCCGGCUGCUGUACGCGGGUCUGGCCAUCCUCGCAGUUGGUCUCGUCAUCUAUUUCGUGGGUACCGGAGACAAGGGUUUCAAAACGCCUGCACUGCGCCUGGUGGGCCCGUCCCUUAUCGUGGCGGGGUUGGCGUGUUGUUUAUUACGUAUCAUGUUUUGUAUAUUCGCCAAGCCUUGCUGCAGACGGCGACCCAACCACAAGGAGAACAGAAGACUGUCCGGUUGCGUGGAGGGGGAGGAAAUGCCUCUGGCGGGUGCGAGUCGAGCAGGGCCCGCGCAGUGUUCCCCCGCUCGAAGGCUCGAUGCCUCCUCCUGCGACGUAUCCAGCUUGUCCAGUGGCGAAGAGGACGAACGCCUGCGACGAUAUCGCACCAACAACCAGCCGCAGACUGUACUCGUGCAGCCGGCGGGCUCACAGCCAAAACCGCAGCCGUCAUCGCCGGUCGCACCGCCAGUUCAAGUCCAGGCGAACCCACCAGCGGCUACGUCAAGCCACGCAAAGCAAUCCGCCUGCCCAGUAAUUGGCAAACGGCCUCCACCCCGUACUGUGUCCUUCGCGGGCGCACCCGACGGCGAAUUGGUCCUCAGUCCCGCACAACUGCGAUAACCAAGCAAUAAACUAUCACGCAAUACUUUUUAUACACGUGACGUGACCUGGUUGCUAUCAUCCGUGUGGCUUAGUUUAAACGUUUUAAUAUAGUGUAAGCGUUAAUCUGUAGUAAUUUGAAUAUUGAAUGUGCUAGAUCAUCCGUCUUAACGCCAACUAGAUACUACGUGGCGCGGUUCCACCUUUAUUUAUUGUAAUACAGAUCUAACGAGUGAAUCGUUCGGGCCAAUAUUAGUAGCUAAUUGGACAUCAGGAACCGCGUCUCGUAGUUAUUCGAUAUUAAAUAGUGAAUAUAUAAUAUAAAUAUUGUGUUAAAACUGCCUACUACUAGUGCGAAUUUAUAUUUAAAUAUAAAAAAUCAUAAAUAGAUAUAUAACUGACAAUAAUGAUUGUUAACUGAUGUAUAAAGUGUUAUGGCGUACGUGAUUUUUAAUUGUUCCAUUUAUUUGUGGGUAAUAACGAAAGUAGUUCAUACGCCGAGUGUGUUUGAAAUAUGUAAUGUUGAGGUAUGAAAUAUUUUAUAUUUAAUUAGUUAAAGUAAUGAAAUACAUAUUUAUUGAUAAUCGUCAUGAUAUAAGCGAAUUGAUGGUGACAAGUUGAUUAUGCAGUGGCAUAUACGUUUUUUUAUUGACACAUAUAUUUAUAUUCCGAAAUAUAUAAUGAAUAAAAUAUUAUAUAAUAAUAAUAUACUACCUGUACCUAACAAAUGUCCAAAUAAGGGCUCUAUACGACAUUUAAAAGCAUGAUAAUAAUUUCCGUGAAUACGUAUAGGUUAUUUCUUCAACGCGAACCUUUUAUAUGAAAUCUGAACGAACGUUUGUAAUACAUCUAUGGCAUGACAUAUUACUACAUGGCAUGUAAAAUGAAAUGUAUCCUCUGUACUUACGGAAUUGACACGACAUUUAAUGAUGCAGUUGUUUACAUAAAAAAAAAAGAUAUUUGAAACUUGGCGGCUGAACUACAUGAGACACCAAAGAUAGUAAUUAUUAAGUAAUCAGUGUAUAGUGAUACUGUUUAACAGUAAUGUUAUUAUGUAUAAGAAAACGGUAACAAUCGUAUAGAUUUUCUUGUCACUACAUAUUGUUUGACGUGUAUUGAAAAACAUUUUAAAACAACAUUCGUGACAUUUAUGACAGAUAAAACAAAAUGUAGUGUCAAUAAAGCUUUAUUGUUAAGCGUGCGUUGCAUAUUGGCACAAUAUAGUCGGAUACUGUUUAUAUAAUAUAUAUUUUAGACAUAUUUGCACCACUAGUAGUGAAAUAUUCAAGUGUAUCUGCAGAUUUAGCUAGAAUUUAUGAUUGGACACACACGUGAAACAUCGUGGAAAUCGAUUGCUGGUGCAAUUUAAGAUGUCAAAUAUGCAUGUAAUGGAGUUGCAUGUACAAGGUUAAAUUCCUAUAGACAAUUCGUGUGGUAUAUAAUGUUUUGAUUAGUUUUCGUCAAUUAACUUUGUAACUGGUAGUUGUUUUGUAUUAUUUAAAUCUAAGAAUUGUCAAUUACUUAAUAUUUAUUUUUUGGCGUAAGAUUUGCUUCUUUUCAUUAUUGGCAAUCUAACUUCUAAUGGGUCAAAAAUAUUAUGUAUUUUUAGACAUUGCAGACUCCAAUACAGACGAUUGUCCGUUAAAAAUGAUUGCGGUGGUAAAAUAUUUCUGUUAUUCUGCAACCUUAAAGUUCUCCAUUGAUGCUUCCUUGCAUACACUUGUAGUUUAACCUUUGAUGACCGGAAUAUUAUAUUCCAUAGUUACCUCAAAGAAAAUUUUAAAUUCUUAAAAAAAAUAGUUUUUAAGAAUUUAAUAUUUUAUUUAUCAGAUUUAUUCUAAAGCGGUUCUUUUUUGGUUUUAUUAAUGAUGUCUAUUUAAUUAAUUAAAUUCUUGAUUAUCUUUUUGUAGAAUACAAUAUGAAAUGACUCAAACAUUUGAACGAACAAAUCAUUUUUAUAUUAUAAUACUCUUAUCCUAUGACUAUGUACCCUCGUUAUGGAAUCGCUAAGUUUUCACUCUUAUAUGAAUUUCGCUGUUUAUAAUUUAGGUAUGUAAUUUCUAACUAACACAAGUCAUAAAUUCAUGAAUUAUUUACUGAACACGUUAAUGUUAAGUGUUUUUAUUUCUUAAAGUGUUUGAUACUCUAUUUAAAAUGUUUAAGCAGCGAAAUUUAUUAAUGGAAAAACAAAUAUCCCGAAAAUCCCAACAUAAAUAGAUGUUAAGGAAAAUUAUGAGCUUCAUUUAGACUUAUUGGCUUGUGUAACAGAGUGUUGUGUACAUAAAAUCAUCUUCUGCAUCACUUCCGUAAUUAUUCACGGUUCUAAAAUUGAAAUCCCCUUUUUUUUUCUAAGUAUCCAAAAAGUUUGUAUAUUGUUACCACAAAGCGCACACAAUCUGGUGACAGGGUGAAAAAUUUUAUAUUUGUCUACCAGCAGACGCAAAACCAUUCAGGGUCAAUAUAAGAGUGAGGUAAAACAGUUUUGAAAAACCCUUGCUUUUGUCUAGCUUUGAAUGAUCCUGAAUUACGAUUUUGAAUAUCACACAUUUAUCAAAUGUAUUUUUACAAAGCCUGCUUAUUUAUAGAACGAUAUAAACCUUUUAUAGGAGAAUAUUUACUACACAACAGUUUUGAAGCGUCUAAACAUUAAAUGAACCGCACCGUUAUAUUUCUCUAAAAAUUUACUCAUAAACAACAUGUCAUAACAUAUUUAAUCACACUAUUUAUUUGAAUGAAUAAACACCAAUGACAUGAUCAUGUUCUAAAGCUACAUUUUCCUGUCCGUGCUUCCAGCUUCUCGCUUUCAUAAAACGCUUGUAAUUUAAGCUUUUCAAAUAGGUAAUUGAAGGCCUAAGUUGUCGUUUUUAUUAUAUUUGUUUUUGAAAAAUUCUAAUAUAUAUAUAUUUAUCAUGCAUUAUCGAAGUUUGUCUCAAUAUGUUUGUAUAGAUUUAAGAUACUAUCAGCUAUACGUAUAUAAUAGCAAUAACAAUAGGACAGACGUAUUAUUUGAAUAUGAAGCUUGAAAGCUGCCGAUUGUACCUAAUAAGUUGCGCAGAGACCAAAGUUUGUUCAAAAUACUAUAAUAAUUCGUUAAGGCUAAGAUUAUCAUACUGUAAUAUCGUUCCUUUUAUAUUUUGUCAGUUGUAGUUUUGUAAGAAUAGAUAGUUUAUGCGUAAUUCAUAUUGUAAUUAAAUUUAUUUUGCGAAGCAGUUAACUGUAAAUUUUUUGUGUGUAUUCUAAUGUUUCGUCUAUAAAAAUUUAAGUCAUAAAUAUUUUAUCUGCUAUAAUAAGCUUGGAUUCGAUCUUAAUACCUUAUUUUCACUGGUUUCCACAAAAUUUCAAUAUUAUUUGGACGAUCUAUGGAAAAAAUUUGUAACUAACAGAUUGCAAGCACCGUGUAGUUUAAAAAUUUACCGCAUUAAAAAAUGUCUUACAGUAAAAUGUUAAGAUAUUUUUUAAUCUGUGACAGUUUACGGUGCAGAUUAGAAUGAUCUGUGAUUUAGUGUUGCUAAUUGAGAGUUUAAUUUAUAUCGUGUUUGUAUUGUACAUUGUUUUAAUUGUAAAAAUGUUUGACAUUCCGCUCAAUCAGUACACAAGUAAUAUUAACUUUUUAUAUAUUAUGGAAGUUUCGUUUUUACAUAUUGUUUGACACCCCUCAUGGUAUGUAUUAUUUAUAGGCAUUGGUGCAUAUCAUGUGUAUAGAACAGGUGAAUAAUCAAAUAAAUUAGAACAGAAAUAUAGUUGAA